Scomber scombrus (Atlantic mackerel) is the source of this 2860-nucleotide messenger RNA. RefSeq names its product complement component C1q receptor. The coding region runs from base 830 to 2008 and encodes 392 amino acids. Gene Ontology annotation, cellular component: membrane; extracellular matrix; external side of plasma membrane. Gene Ontology annotation, biological process: cell migration. The transcript has a single exon. Gene Ontology annotation, molecular function: calcium ion binding; transmembrane signaling receptor activity; extracellular matrix protein binding. The record is from RefSeq and is a predicted model, not a curated record. NCBI's taxonomy places the organism in Eukaryota, Metazoa, Chordata, Actinopteri, Scombriformes, Scombridae.
AAGGUGAUUACUGAUGUGUAUAAAUAGAAAAUAAAAAGAGGAAUGUGUCUGAAAACUAAAUUAUUCCAACUUUAUGGGCUACCGUGUACUUCUCCCUGUUAUCUAAACACAUUUUCUCAUACUAGUUAGACAGACAACGCCCCGGCGCUUCAAGGCAUUAUCUUUACUGCCUCAGUCAGAUGACAUAAAAAGGGGUUGUUCACUUCCUUCCAUACCUCAGGGCAGUGGUGAACAUCUUCAAAUAUUUUGCUUCAGUAAAAAUACUACACAUAUACUAUUAAAACUUCAUUACAAAUUUACAUUACAAACAAAAACUUAAGUAAAAAGUAUAAGCAACAAAAUGUAUUAAAUGGUUUCUGUAGGUGUCUUACUCAAAUAUUGUAAUUAGUCAAGCUUGUUCUCAUUUGAACCGCUUCAUAUGCUGCUCAGUAGUUUAUAUGCACAGAAAAAGGUGUUUUUCUUAGAGUUGAAGUAUAAAGUUGCAUAACAUUGAAAAACUCUCAAGUAAUGUAAGUUUCUCAGAUGUGUGCUAAAGUAAAUGUACUGAAUUAUAAAAAUUAAAAAAAACUGUGUUAAUGUAAUUUCCACCACUGCCACAGGGAUACAUUUGUUCACAAACACAAUUAAACACAUUUUACUUUUUGAAUGAAGUCUGUAUAUCUGUUUAUGCCGGUGUGAAUCUGAUGCAAUGAUGUAAAUUAAUGUACAUUAGAGUAUCUUCAGCCCUCAGUAGCUAUUAGUGGAAAAAAACAGUACUAUAACUUUAUCUCAUUUCCUUCCUGUUUUCAACUUUCCUUCCGCAGUAGGUAGCUGGAACUCUAAAAAUUCCAUGAGCCACCCACCAUUUUAUGAUGAUCUACUGCAUGACAACAUGGCCUGCUUGAAACUGACUUUGUUUGUGCCCAUGAAGGUAAUGUCUUUGACUAUUUUGAUGUCAGUGUUUUUCUUAUUUUCUAUUAAGGUAGGAAUUUGCAUGAAGCAGACUGGCACUUGCAGACCUAUAUGUACUGUAAGUGACUGCAUAACUGUUAAUCAAGACAGUGUGGACUUUAAAACAGCCGAAAAAACAUGUCGUGACAGGAAUGGAGAAUUAAUGACUUUUCAAUCUGAGGAGGAUGAGAGCAUUCUUGACUUUUUGGGUCAAGAAUUGAAUGGGAACUUCUGGAUUGGACUGCGUUUACCAGAUACCGCCUGCAGCAACCUUUCAGCUCUGCUGAGAGGCUAUGAGUGGACCUCUGUUGGUAUGGACAGGAACUUUAUUCCAUCUUUCAACGCCUGGAAAGACAAUGUUACAGUCUGCUCUCCCCACUGUGUGUCACUUUCAAAUGAUCAAAAGUGGACAGAGAGGCUGUGCUCAGAGAAAAUGGAUGGGUUUCUUUGCAAAACACACCCCAAAGAUGCAUGCCAGGCACAGUUUUUCAAGAGCUCUAAAGGCUGUGGAAGUGUUCCUUGUGAGCACGAUUGCACAGAUGUCAGUGGAGGCUAUAUAUGCUCUUGUUACAAAGGAUAUAUCCCAGACAGUAGAGACCCAAGUCACUGCAAAAUGCACUGUGGAAGAGAGAAAUGCCCUACAAUAUGUGACAGAUACGGUGUAUGCAACUGUCCUGACGGCUUUAUAAUGAAUGAACGAUUUUGUGAGGACAUUGAUGAAUGUUCGAUGCAGCAAUGUGAGCAACACUGUAAAAACUAUUUUGGAGGCUAUCUCUGCUCCUGCAAAGAAGGGCAAAUACUUAAAGAUCAAGUCAAAUGUCGUAGAGCGGAGGGCGGUGAACGUUUUGAUGUCAACACUACAAUUGUCACAUCUUUAGUGAAGCCAGCUGCUAAAAAUAAUAGUCCGCAGGGUUCAUCUGCAUCUGCAAGCAGUUUUAUUUGGUUAUGGAUUUUUAUUUCUGUGGCUGUGGUAGUGUUAAUAUGUGCGGUAAGGUAUUAUGUUGUUAAACGUCAGAAGCGCAGAGAGCAAAGUUCCAAUCCACCUACUGCUGCUCCUGUGAAAAACACUGACUGUUAAAACCAGUCCAAAACAUCAUUAACAUUGAUUCCAUCGCUUGUAUAGUACUUACAGUUUGUGACACUUGUGUACUUUGUUCUCUGUUACAUUUAUCAGAAGUUACUUGGACUAAGUAAGCUGUUACAAGCCAAAUAUAUAUGCUAAGCUUGUAAAUACAUUUAUGAUGUAACAUGAAACUAAUGGAAAUUGAUUGAUUGGUGAAAAUGUGUUAAAUUGUAAAUGUUUAAAUGAGUCAGCAUAUUCACAGUAGUUUUUUUUCUUUUUGCAAAGAGAAAAGAGACUAUCAAUAAACAAACAAGUUUUCUUUCAAAAGUUACUGAUCUGAAAUUUUAUGUAAAUGGUAUAUGAUACUUCAUUAUAUAGAAACUCAUAUUUGAGCAUGUUUGUUGUAAUUUUGGUGCUGUGACAUUUAAGUAUAAACUGAUUCCUAACAGUCCAUGCUGUAUACUGUAUUGCCUCUCUUAGAGCGCCAUCUGCUGUUUUUUUUAACAAACUGCUAAAGGAAAGAGGAAAAACCCAGCUAACAACACAACAAUCUAUAUCUAGAAAUCAACUCCUGUGUUGAAGCACCUAAAAUUGAUAUACAUACUUCUUCUUAGUGAAUCAUGUUGUAGAUAAUUAUUUGGUGAGAAUUUUUGCGUAUCCCAAUACCGGAGGAUCUUCAGUAAGAUAAUAAACAAUACAUUUCCAAAGUCAAAUACAGACAUUUAACUUGUCGCAGUAGGAAAAGCACAGGUGGAAAUAAAGUGAACACUAGCUGAAUUUCAUUUAGCUGUUUCAGUUUCAGGAUCCUGGUUUUGUACAGCUGGCUUACUAUCACACUUUCAUGUCUUAACAGGAAACCUGAAUACA